AUGCUGCCCAAAGACAGCCUUGUCGAAGACCUUGUCAUAGUACCACCCACACGCACCCAACAUGCCCUCGGAGGCGACUGCGUUGUGCCUAAGAUAGAUGGGCUUAAGUUUAAGGUAAAUGGGCUUAAGUCUAAGGUCGAUGGGUUUAGGUCUAAGGUGAAUAGGCUUAAGUCUAAGGUGAAUGGACUUAGGUCGAAGGUGAAUGGACUUAAGUCUAAAAUUGAUGGGCUUAGGUCUAAGGUGCAUGGGCUUAGGUCUCAGGUGAAUGGGCUUAGGUCUAAGGUGAAUGGGCUUAGGUCUAAGGUGAAUCAGCUUAAGUCUAAGGUGAAUAGGCUUAAGUCUAAGGUUGAUGGGCUUAGGUCUAUGGUGAAUGGGCUUAAGUGUAAGGUGCAUGGGCUUAAGUGUAAGGUGAAUGGGCUUAAGUUUAAAGUGAAUGGGCUUUAA
Messenger RNA from Sphaeroforma arctica JP610, 444 nucleotides. RefSeq lists its product as hypothetical. Bases 1 to 444 code for a protein of 147 amino acids. The transcript is spliced from 2 exons. The record is from RefSeq and is a predicted model, not a curated record. Lineage: Eukaryota; Ichthyosporea; Ichthyophonida.